UGGUUGGCAAAAUGCUUUUAGAAGAUUGACUUGGUUGGAGCGUAGUAACCCAUGGCUUUGGACAAAAUGUCAGCUGUGGACGGUAUCAAGCAUGAACUUCAAGAAUUGAAAGAGAGCUUAAAUCAAGCAGAAUGCGAAAAUCUCAGACUGAAGGAAUUACUUAAAGAGAUGGCUCUGGCUAAGCAAACUCUCGCAAAUGAGUUGUGGGGAGCUCAAUCAGAGAAUGCGAAACUAACGAAAAAGCUUAGCAAGCAAAAACAUAUAUUUACAGUUCACGCUAAAACGCAAUCCAUCGAGAUGAAUCGAAUAGGAAAAACGCUCGAAGGAUUACAGAACUCGUUACGAACGUCCAACCGGCAGAUGGCUCGUCACAUGCAGCGCUGCUCCAGCGUCCGGUCCCGGCUGGGGACGAUUUUCCUGCGGAUGUGGUCGACCAAGCAGUGGCACCUGGGCGACCGGAACCGGUACCAGCGGAUGUGCCUUCAGUUUGCCGAGUACGUGCGGGAACAGAACCGCUACCUGCAGGCAACGGUCGACGCCAAGCUCAGCGUCGAGAGCAUUGCCAGCUGCCACCGGCAGUAUCUGAACCUGUUGACACGAUGCUCACAGUUGCUGCACGAGAAUAUGGGUCUGCGGUUGCUGGCGGUUCGAGACGAGUCGUCCGGUAGCAUUCGGUCGAGGCUAUCCAUGCAACAGAGCGUUGACUCUAAUCCUGACGGAAUUGAUUCUGGAAAUGACUCAAAAAUUCUUGUAAAGAAGCGUUCCAGCUCUAUUUAGAUGUAACAGUAUCCACUUUUCUAUUGUGAAUCAUGUUAGUUAUCUUGCACCACAGUACCGAACGAAGCAAAUACACACGAAAUAGAUGGAGUUUA
Messenger RNA from Culex pipiens pallens (northern house mosquito), 872 nucleotides. RefSeq lists its product as uncharacterized. The coding region runs from base 52 to 777 and encodes 241 amino acids. NCBI's taxonomy places the organism in Eukaryota, Metazoa, Arthropoda, Insecta, Diptera, Culicidae. The record is from RefSeq and is a predicted model, not a curated record. The transcript is spliced from 5 exons.